GGCAGUGCAGACAGCCUCUUAGCCUGGAGUACCCAGCCUUGCUAAAUCACCGCUCUCUCUCCAAGGAAACAAAACAAUAUCGAAUUGGCUUGACGGCGUGCAACAAGCAUAGACCCUCUCUCGAUACGACAACGCGCUUUCCCGUGGAAUGAGCGUUCCAUGCAGCAUCCUAGGUAUGAAUGACGUGGCCUGGCAGGAGACAAGAGGUGGGAUGCUGCAUGCAAAUGGUGCUCCUGAGUCCGGGGGCGUCAGAGUACAUGGUGGGGGGCCCCUAGCGUCAGUGGGUGGAGCAGUGCAGGCUCCUGGGGGGCCACACUUGCCAGGCAUGGACCGAGGCGCCAAUCCAACCCCGGGUACCCCACAGCCCCCGCUGAGCGGGAGAUCUCAGGAUGACGCCACGGUGGGAUACUUCUUUCAGAGGCAGCCCGGAGAGCAGCUUGUCGGUUGCACGCCCGCAAAGCAUCGCUGGCCAACUGGAGACGCCAAUCAUGUGGAUCAGGUCCGGGCUGUCGAUGAAAUGAACUAUGACUUUCAAGCUCUUGCACUGGAAUCGAGGGGGAUGGGAGAGCUUCUGCCAGCGAAAAAGCUCUGGGACUCUGAUGAAUUGGCUAAGGACGGCAGGAAAGGGAUGCUUCUUGGAGAGGAGUGGCGGGACAACGCGUGGGGAUCAUCACAUCAUUCAGUGUCUCAGCCCAUCAUGGUACAGCGGCGGCCAGGCCAGGGUUUCCAUGGUAACGGCGACGCCAACUCCGUGCUCUCGCCCCGCUCAGAAGGCGGAGGCCUGGGAGUGAGCAUGGUGGAGUACGUGCUGAGCUCCUCACCUGGCGACAAGAUGGACGGCCGCUACAGGAACGGUGGCUAUGGCGGAGGAGAUGCCGACCAAGAUGGGAGAGAGAAAAGCGAUGUGCAAGAGAAGGUGUCGCCCUUCGAAGAAGACAAGAGUCCAGAGAUGAAGGUGGGAGAAGAGAGUGAUCCUGCUAAAGCGAAUGGAAGAGGCCUGCUCAACGGCAUGGACAGAGACUGCAAGGACUUCAAUCCAACCCCUGGUAGCCGUCAAGCCUCCCCCACCGAGGCGGUGGAGAGGAUCGGUCCCGGUCAGACAGGUCUGGAGAUGAUGGGUCAGCACCACCCCCACCCCCACGUCCUCCAGCAGCAGAACCCUGCGCAGAACAAGGUUCCCACUGAGGACUUCCAGAACCCAGAGGCUCAGAACAUGGGGGGCAUGGAGCAGCAGGCCGGUGUGGAGUCCUUGCAGUUCGACUACGCUGGAAACCAGAUUCAGGUGGACUCCUCAGGGGCGCCAGUGGGAUUGUUUGACUACAACUCUCAGCAGCAGUUGUUCCAGAGGUCUAAUCCCCUCACUGUACAGCAGCUCACUGCGGCUCAGCAGCAACAGUAUGCCUUGGCUGCAGCGCAACAGCAGCAUCUCGCUGGUCUCGCUCCUGCAUUUGUGCCAAACCCUUACAUCAUCAAUGCUGCCCCCCCUGGCGCUGAUCCCUACACUGCCGCUGGGCUCGCAGCAGCAGCAACUCUUGCAGGCCCCGCAGUUGUUCCACCUCAGUACUACGGCGUUCCAUGGGGCGUUUACCCAGCCAACCUCUUUCAGCAACAGGCUGCAUCUACUGCCAAUCACUCAGCUAAUCAGCAACCAUCCAAUCAGGGACCAGGACCAGGCCAGCCACAGGUCAUGCGUACAGGAACUAACCAGCGACCGCUCACACCUGGUCAGGGCCAGCAGAGUCAGCAGGAGUCUUUAGCUGCAGCUGCGGCAGCAAACCCUGCCUUAGCAUACACAGGAAUGCCUGGUUAUCAGGUUUUGGCCCCUGCAGCUUACUACGACCAGACUGGAGCUCUGGUGAUGGGCCCUGGUGCUCGGACUGGUUUAGGCGGCCCUGUCCGUCUGGUCCAGACGCCUCUCCUCAUCAAUCCUGCUGCAGCUCAGGCUGCAGCAGCCGUCUCGGCGUCUGGUUCCGGUAACAACAUGUCCGGUCCUCCGGCCAACGGCCUGUACCGCUCCAUGCCCCAGCCGCAGCCGCAGCCGCAGCAGCAGCAGGCCCCCCCGCCCAGCAGCGGUCUGCCCUCCAGCUCCUUCUACGGCUCUGGAUCAGUCCCCAACACCUCUCAGAGCAGUUCCCUGUUCUCACACACCUCAGCCGCCCCCCCGCCUCCGAGCUCGUCCCUCGGCUUCAGCAGCACCGGCGGCUCUCUGGGCGUGGGCCUCGGCUCUGCUCUUGGGGGCUUUGGUUCCUCCGUGUCCAGCUCUACCAGUAGCAGCGUAUCUCGCAGGGACUCCCUGCUGGCAAGUUCUGACCUGUACAAACGAGGCGGCAGCAGUUUAACUCCCAUCGGCCAGCCGUUCUACAACAGCCUGGGCUACUCCUCCUCUCCCAGCCCCAUCGGCCUGACGCCGGGUCACUCGCCGCUCACUCCUCCACCUUCUCUGCCCUCCUCUCACGGAUCCUCCUCCAGCCUUCAUCUAGGCGGGCUGACAAACGGCAGCGGGCGUUACAUUUCCGCCGCUCCCGGCGCCGAGGCCAAAUACCGGAGCACCGGCGGCACAUCCAGUCUGUUCAACUCCAGCAGCCAGCUGUUCCCUCCCUCCCGGCCCCGCUACAGCCGCUCCGACGUCAUGCCGUCCGGACGCAGCCGCCUGCUGGAAGACUUCAGGAACAACCGCUUCCCCAACCUCCAGCUGCGCGACCUGCCGGGACACAUGGUGGAGUUCUCCCAAGACCAGCACGGAUCCAGAUUUAUCCAGCAGAAGCUGGAGAGAGCCACUCCGGCUGAACGGCAGAUGGUGUUUGGAGAGAUCCUGCAAGCAGCGUACCAACUGAUGACUGAUGUCUUUGGGAACUAUGUUAUCCAGAAGUUCUUUGAGUUUGGAAGUGCGGACCAGAAGCUGGCUCUGGCCACACGGAUCCGCGGCCACGUCCUUCCCCUGGCUUUGCAGAUGUACGGCUGCAGAGUCAUUCAAAAAGCCUUGGAGUCCAUCUCCUCAGACCAGCAGGUAAUUAGCGACAUAGUUCGUGAGCUGGACGGCCACGUGCUGAAGUGUGUGAAGGACCAGAAUGGAAACCAUGUGGUGCAAAAGUGCAUUGAAUGUGUCCAACCUCAGGCCCUGCAGUUCAUCAUCGAUGCCUUUCAGGGACAGGUGUUUGUGCUUUCCACACACCCGUAUGGCUGCAGAGUCAUCCAAAGGAUUCUGGAGCACUGCACCCAGGAGCAGACUCUGCCCAUCCUGGAGGAGCUGCAUCAGCACUCUGAACAGCUGGGCCAGAAAUAUCAAGGCGUAUCAUUGGAGAUGACACCCAAAACAUAUUAUACAGUGUCCCGUGAUGCACUGUUCAAGGAUCAGUACGGUAACUACGUCAUUCAGCACGUCCUGGAGCACGGCCGACCGGAGGACAAGAGCAAGAUCGUGGCGGAGGUUCGCGGGAAAGUUCUGGUCCUCAGCCAGCAUAAGUUUGCAAGUAACGUUGUGGAGAAGUGUGUGAUCAACUCGUCGCGUGCAGAAAGGGCCCUCCUGAUCGAUGAGGUUUGCUCUCAGAAGGACGGGCCCCACAGCGCCCUCUACACCAUGAUGAAGGACCAGUACGCCAACUACGUCGUCCAGAGAAUGAUCGACAUGGCGGAGCCUGGUCAGCGUAAAAUCAUCAUGCACAAGAUCCGGCCUCACAUUGCCACCCUGCGUAAGUACACCUACGGGAAGCACAUCCUGGCCAAGCUAGAAAAGUACUACAUGAAGAGCGGCUCCGAACUGGGUCCCAUCGGCGGCCCCACAAAUGGUCUCAUGUAGGCUCUUUGACUUCCUGAGUCCCGCUGACGAAGAGGAGGAAUAGGAGCCCCAAACCACCCCCCCACCACCACCACCACCGUACAGUGAGAGACGCUCCUUCAGCCGUAGAGGUUAUAACCUUUGACACCCUCUGUCAAACCCGUGUUUCUGGGGUGGGGAAUUACCAAAAAAAAAAAAAAAACGACAACAAUACGCAGAAUGAAAAGACAAGUCAACUUCACCUAAGAACGCUGUGACAACUGAGCCCUGCCACUCUGCCCCCCCCCGGUGCAGGGCCCCGCGUGGCCCCCGGGGGGCGCUCAGUCAGCAGGCCGUUUUCUUUUUCGUUUUCCUGGGUAAAGCACAAGCCCACUGUUAAUGAUGUAAUUGAUGUAUUUGACUGGUUUUCAUAUGACCUUGUACAUUUAGUUUUUUACCUUGUAAAUUCUCUGUAGAAAAGCAAAACUUAUUACACAUUUGCUGAAAUUUACAAUUCUUACAAUUAACACCAGCAAGUGACUUUCUAAGGCUAAACUGAGUGAUCCUUUUAAAAAAAAAAAAAAAAUGAAAAAAGACAAUUCCACUUGUUUUUGUAACCGGACUCAUGUCGGCUGCUCCAAUUAGUUGAAGCAAUUGCGGAUUAUAUUUGUAUGACGCCGGCCCAGUGGAGGCGUUGUCCCAUGCCAAAGCAGCUGAUGGAGUCGUUUUCAAACAGCACUUCGUAGUACGGAUGGAAGCGAACGCCUCCGUCCACAGGCGACGACGUGUCAAGUGCCACAGUCACCCUGGGGGUUCAGGGACUGGCUUAGGUGGCUCUGUGUUUUAGGGGAGGUGGGGGUGGGGGGGUGCUUUAGUCUGCUUUCUUUCCUCUUUUCUUGCCUCCUGUUCCAGACUGGGGUGGGGGAGCACUCCUGCACCUCAGCAGCUCCUAGUUUUGCUUGACGUUUUGGUACUGACUUUCAUACCGGCAAACCUGAGCUGCUGCAUCCCCCCCCCCCCCUCCCUCCCUCAGCUGUCUCAUUCCCCCCUCCCCCCGGGGGUUUAUGCAAGGAGGGGGGGGUGAAGAGCUACUAGAGGCAGAACAUGAGGUGUUUGGUUGUACAGCGGGAGCGUCAACCUGGUUUGAUCUCAACGACGAGAAACGACCACAGCGGGUGGGACAUGCGGGGGCGGAGGUUGCUUUUUGUGGGGGGGUAUUGGGGUGGGGGUGGGGUAUGCGUUGGCAUGCUGUGACAGGUUUUAAAUCUUUGGAAUGAAUUUUUUUUUUUUCCUUUAUUAUGUUUUGUGUAACAUCUUAUCUGUCUUGUAGUUUGAGAUGAACACUGCCCUAGAAGACAGUAUCUUUAUGUACUGAAUAAUCAUCUCUUGCGUAGAAGUAGUUUAGCAAUGUUUAGCAUCUUUAUGUACGAGUAAAUUGUUGCUUUUUUGGUAGGGGGCUUGCAGCGAUGAUGGACCCCCCCCCCCCCCCCCACCGCCUGACAGAGCAGUCCAAAAAAAAAAAAAAGAAAAACUGACAAAAAACGAUGUUGUGAGGUGGCGUCUAUUCCGGGUUUGUACAUCCGAGGUGACAUGAACUCGCACUGGAGGGAUGUGUCAAAGAAAGGGAUGCUGGAAGAUGUUUUAGUAGUUUUGUUUUUCGUUCUUUUAAGUAAAACUUCUUGUGUUGGUUUUGUGUUGGGUAUGCAAGUGCAUUGGUGGAGGCCGGUGGGGUCAUCAGAAGCUAUACAAUUCACCUGUACUGCUCGUAUCGAUGGCUUAUUCGCUUCAUUGGAAAUUGUAGAAUACAUGUAGUAUAUGUGCAGUUAAUAAGUGUAAGAUUAUUAGUUUAUCUUGAAGAAAAAAAAAAAACAUGUCUAGUUGUGGUGUUUGACAGGCCUUGCUCUAAAUUUGUAGUGAUGCUUUUAUUUCGUUUGUACAGUUGUACAUUUGUAAACGUUUAUGCUGUAAAUGGGAUGUCUUUUACACUUUUUGGGGAGAAAAAACGCAAAAAUGUGCAUUUAGAUGUGUGUAUAUUCAUCACCCCUUUCCCCCUUGAAUAUAAUGUAUACAGUUUUAUUUGAUCAAGUGUUAUUUUAAAGAAGAAGAGAAAAAA
Molecule: messenger RNA, 5867 nt
Organism: Salarias fasciatus (jewelled blenny)
Lineage: Eukaryota; Metazoa; Chordata; Actinopteri; Blenniiformes; Blenniidae
Gene: pum2
Product: pumilio RNA-binding family member 2
Exons: 23
Coding region: 149-3796 (1215 amino acids)
Biological process (GO): regulation of mRNA stability; miRNA processing
Cellular component (GO): cytoplasm; cytosol
Molecular function (GO): mRNA 3'-UTR binding
Source: RefSeq, a predicted model, not a curated record